Sesamum indicum (sesame) is the source of this 777-nucleotide messenger RNA. RefSeq lists its product as uncharacterized. The record is from RefSeq and is a predicted model, not a curated record. NCBI's taxonomy places the organism in Eukaryota, Viridiplantae, Streptophyta, Magnoliopsida, Lamiales, Pedaliaceae.
CAAUCUCUGUUUUCGAACCGGGCGGUCCGGUCCCAUUCCCCUAUCUCAUCACUCAUCACGCCUUCCCCUAACUUUUAAAAACUCAAUUAGGGUUUAAGAAGGCCUGGAUUUGGUGGCGGUGGGAGAUGGCCAAAUUCAAUGUGGUUCAAAAGAGGCGGCGAGCUGCCAUUGCCGAUAGGAAGAGGCAUGUUCACGGUGAUCCCGUCACAGGGAAGCUGCACCAGAAGCCCCAACCUCUCUCCAUCUCCGGCAAGCGCAAGCGCAAGCUUCUCAAAAAAUGGCGCCGGGAGCAAAAGGAGGCAGUUGAGAAAGGUUUAAUAACGAUGCAAGAUGUGGAGAUGGCGGUUGCUAAUGAGACUGCGCCGGAUGCCAAUAAAACUGCUAUUAAAUUUCCAAUUAAGAAGAGUUCAAAGGUUAGAGUUAAGCAAUUGAAGAAGAAAGGUAAGAGCAAGAAAAAGUCUCAAAAACCUGUUGGAGAAUUGUCAAGUGAUGCCAUGGUUGAGUAAGGAUAACCUGCCAGCCGCCGUAGAGAAUUUAACAGAUUCAGAAGUAGCUAUCUUGUGUUUACCUAGUUGUCUUGUCUAAGUUCCAUAGCUUUUUAGAAAACCGUCAUCCUUUAUAUGGUGUACUAUGUCAAUACAAUUGAUUUUUCAUAAGUUUAUACUGUUGGGCACUUGCAGUGACAGCUUUGUGUUACCCUACUCCAGGGAGAAGGAACUGUGAUGAUCAUUAUAUUUCAAGUAAAAUAUCCGUACAAUAUGAAUCGCUCUUUUAGAA